Trematomus bernacchii (emerald rockcod) is the source of this 4325-nucleotide messenger RNA. RefSeq names its product caveolae-associated protein 1-like. The record is from RefSeq and is a predicted model, not a curated record. The transcript has 2 exons. Gene Ontology annotation, cellular component: cytoplasm; caveola. The coding region runs from base 282 to 1685 and encodes 467 amino acids. Gene Ontology annotation, biological process: transcription initiation at RNA polymerase I promoter; termination of RNA polymerase I transcription. Gene Ontology annotation, molecular function: rRNA primary transcript binding. NCBI's taxonomy places the organism in Eukaryota, Metazoa, Chordata, Actinopteri, Perciformes, Nototheniidae.
CCUGGUGUGGCAUUCACAUCCCAACGCUCAUGUGGUAACAUCCAGUAUCUCUUGGCUGCCCCUGCACACUGGACUGAUUCCAGGGAUUUGAAGUAGACAGGACAGACAGAUAGAGAGACAGAGUGCUUAUAUGCUGGAGAGAGAUAAGUCAGUUACGAAGUAGGAGGAGAAAAUAGUAGAGAUCAAGAGAAGAAAGGGAGAAGCAGGUGAGAAAGUGGAAAAAGGCAUCUAGAAGAAGCAGAAAGGUAGCUUAGCUGUCUGUACACUUCAAAUCCACCGACAUGGCUACUAUGGAAGCACUGGAAUCCACAAGUGCCCUGAUGGAGCCUCAAACCCUGACUGAGAUCUCAGACGAUGAGGUCAACCUCCCCCCCUCAGAUGACGAAGACGAUGCCCUCGCCGCAGUCAAGAAAGAGCUGUCCAUCAUGGGUACAGAGGGGGAUUCCGCCGAAGACAAGGACGAAGCUGGAAAGCAAGACACCCAGGUGAACGGGGUGAUGGUUCUGACUUUGCUCGACAAGAUCAUCGGGGCGGUGGACCAGAUCCAGCAGACCCAGAGCGGGUUGGAGGCCAGGCAGCAGGAUAUGGAGCGCUCGGUGAACAGCAUUCAGGGCGAGCUGACCAAACUGUCGAAGAGCCACAGCACUACGUCCAACUCCGUGAACAAGAUGAUGGAGAAAGUGCGCAAGGUCAGCGUCAACGUCAAGACCGUGCACGCCACCCUGGAGAAGCAAGGAGGCCAGAUCAAGAAGCUGGAGAACAACGAGUCCGAGCUGCUCAAGAGACGCAACUUCAAAGUCAUGAUCUACCAGGAUGAAGUGAAGGUUCCCUCAAAACUCAGCAUCUCCAAAUCCUUGAGGGUUUCUGAGUCUGUGUCAGGAAGCAGAGGAGGCAGCAUGCUGGAGCUGAAGGAAGUUGUGGAAGGGGAGGAGGCAGGGGAAGCAGAGAAGGCAGACAAACCCCAUGUAGACCUCUCGUCAGAUGAGGAGGGGUUGGAGAUCGAGGAGACCAUCGAGGAGUCCCGCGCCGAGCGCAUCAAGCGAAGCAGCCUGCAGCGUGUACAAACCCUGAAGACGGUCUUCUCAAAGGAGAAGAUGGAUAAGAACAGAGCAAAGACCAAAGAGAACCUGGAGAGGACCAAACAGAAAACCAAGGAAAACAUUGAGAAGACAAAGCAGAAGACAAAAGAUAACCUGGAGAAGACCAAGCAGAAAACCAAGGAUACUUUGGAGAAGACCAAACAGAAGACCAAGGACAAUCUGGAGAAGACACGUCACAACAUCGAGAAGAAGAUGGGGAAGCUCGGAACACGGAUGAGUGUCAACCCUGAUCGCAAGCAGAAGAUCGUGACAUCCCGUGAGAAGGUGAAGAAGUCCUUCACACCGGACCAUGUGGUUUACGCCCGCUCACAGACUGCUGUGUACAAGGUGCCCCCCUUCACCUUCCACGUCAAGAAAAUCCGUGAGGGUGCCGAAGAGGUGAUCCAGGGAACCGAGAUGGUGGAGGUGUCCCAGGAUGCUGAUGCCUUCAGUGGAGUGGAUGGGGAGGUGGAGGAGGGCGCAGUGGAGCUUGAGAUGGAGAUGAUGAAUGGAGGAGGGGAUGAGGAGGAAGCUGACGAGGAUGAAGAGGAAGACAGCCAAGAGGCUCUGCAGGAGAAUGAAGACAGAGAUAGAGACAGCGACUAGAUAAAGAAUAAGGAAUUGGCCAAGAUCUUUACAUAAUCCCUGAGAUUGUUUUGUGAAAGCAAAAUUGGGGAUUGCUAAAGAAAAAAAUAUGGUUCAUGACAACUUGGGUCUAUUUUUGUUAUUGUUUCAGCCAUUAUUAGUGUCAGUUAUGAUAACUUUGUACCUCCAAGUAAUUGCUGAGAUCUGGGAACACGUGAAAAGAUAGGUCAGUCAGAUGGUUAGACAGCUGAGUUAGGGUUAGGGUUAUGUAAAGUACAAACCACUUUAUAUAUGGAGUACACAUAAACUGUCAGUGGAUCACCUUACAGAAAAACGUGUGGACAAGCACUACUAUCAUAAGGACAGUACUGUUCAUCUUUGUUUCUCCACCGUAUAAGUUUGGCAAGCCUACAAACCAUCCUUUCUGAUUGUCCGACUGUUUGCAUCUCUUGACUUGAAUGUUAAUGUUGCUAAAACAUUACCAAAGAGCAAAGCUAGUGCCAGGAAGUUUACCAGUAUAGAACAACUGUAUUGGUGCAAAAAGAGUAGGGACUAGAAGGUAAUCUGACGUUGGGUUGCAGCAUUCCCAGAUAGAGACAGUUAAUUUUUCAAGACAAUGUUAUUAUCACCAUUACGAAUAAUGGCAUUAACUACAAAAUAGGGACCCAAGUUGUGCAAACAAAAUAAUAAAUCACCAGAAAGGGCUUCUUUUUCAAGGGAUAAUACAAAUCUUCCCAUAUCCCAUAUAUUCCCAAGUGCACAAGCACUUCAAGGGUAAUGUAGCUAGCUGCUACAGUGUUUAGAGUCCAUAUUUGUUUGAGUGAAGUUGAUGAUCGUGAAAUUGGAAAGAAGAAAAAGAAGAAGAAGAAGAAGAAGAAAAUGUGAAGAGGAAACCGAAAAUAACUUUGUUCUUGGCUGGGGAAGGGAGGUGGGGCCAUUGUGGAACUGACAUAGUCAAGAAACAAUAAGGAAGACACCAUCAUCGCAUUGUAACGUAUUUUUACCAUGUCCUCCUAUUUAAAAAAAACCCAAGCAAGCAUAUGGAAAGGAAUAAUCUCCUGUCCUGAAUUAUAGUAUUAAUGUCCAAUGGAAAGUUGAACAGUGAAAUCCUAAUUUCCAAAUUGUUCAUAAACAAACUGAGUACAUAUUGGUGCUUAAAAUGCUUAAACACAUGUCCUAUUACAUAACACACACACACACACACACACACACACACACACACACACACACACACACACACACACACACACACACACACACACACACACACACACACACACACACACACACACACACACAAAAGUAUUCCUUCCACCCCUGUGUCGUUCAUCUGUUUAAAUACUGAAGUGUUAUCUUACCCUGCUUAAUGUACUCAUUACUUAGUUACCAUGUUGUCAUUUCUAGAUUUUGAUGAGUUCACAGUUAGAUAUUUGUACAUGCAUUUGUAUGUGAACACAAUGUACACAUGGCUGCCAUCAAUGCCUAUGCAAUAUUGACAGCCUAAUAUUUGUAUCACACCUUGUUGCAGGACUCUAAUGCGACAUUGUCCUGCCAAAUGAUAACUAGUUCCCAUGAAAAUGAAGGUCUGCAAAUCAAAGGCAGAGACAGAUUAUCUUCUGAAAAUCUUCAUAUACAUCGUGUUAUGUGCCUUUUUUAAGAUGUGUUUCGUAAAUAAACUGAGAUAAGGACCAAUACUCUCAGCAAGAACCAGUUCACAGUCUUAUCAACUGUGUACUAUUGGGACCUGUCCAUUCACAGGACAAAAGGAGAGUGUGUACUAGCUAGGUCUGACACUGACCCCUAGUGUCCAGUCAUUUCAUUUCCUCUGCUCCAUAUUAAAGGUGCCUUUCACUAGAUCUCUAAAGUGUUCUCUUCACAAAUGACCAUUUUAUUUAGAUAUUACAACACAUUUUUCAUCUCUUGUCCACAUUUACUUAUUUGUAAUAAGGUUUAUAUAUGUUUUAUAUAUUUACAACUACUGUGUUCAAGAAUUAAUUAAUACAUUUUCUAGCAUUUUCAAGAUACAUUUCCAUUCACCUAUGCACUUAUCCUUAACAGGUCGCAGACGCUAAUGCAUAGGUGAAUCGAAAGUAUGAGUAAAAAUGUUUUUUUAUAUAUAACCCUUGCCAAAGUUUAACACAUUGCCACAGCAUUUGUUCUGUCAGCGUUCAGUUUGUAGCUUAGACACAUCACAGCUUUAUUAGUGUUUUUUGUAUAUAAUGUGAAUCACUGCAAAUGCAGAUAAUAUGCAGUUUUUUUUACAAGAGAGCCUCUUGCCUUCUGCUGCUUGCACUUCUUUUGCAUUUAAUAAAGCUUCUCAGGCCAAAUCAUUUUGAUGGUUGCACAGAUUUCACAGGGCAACAAAUGACAUUGACACUCUAACAUGUAAGCAAGGUUUAAUGUCCUAGCUUUUUUAAAUACAAUUGAGUUAGAGAAUUAUAUCAGUCGUUUAAGGCUAAGCCUUUCAAAGUGGAUUAACAAUGCCAUGUCUGCCAGAGCAAUAACAACACGCAGGUGUGCGCAGGCUGAUGUCAAUGGAACAUCAAAUGUAGUUCACACUUAACUGUUUCCUUGCUUUUGUUUUGUUGGUAACUGAUUCUAGUAUAAUGUUGCAUUGCUUAACCACUAAUGAUUUGAUUAAUAAAAGCUGUUUGGUUCACA